AUGCCUCCUCGCGCCCAGAGCCCAGACUAUCCCGGGCUCGUGAACAAGCCCAAUGCGCCGUCCCCAUCCUCGAAGUCUUCCUCGUCCCCUUCUCCUCCCCCGCCGCCCUCGUCAGCCCCCGCCCCCAAUCACGACAUGAGCAACUACUUCAGCACGCACCCGCCGAACCUCGAAACGAACGGCUUCCUCAUCUUCCCGCGCGCAUGGAGCGGCAUCGAGACGGGCUCGCAGGUGGCGCUCCACCUGGCUGGCGAGCCGUUGCCUAUCUGGUCGGCGUGGAACUGGGGCGCGCGCGAGCGCGAGUUUGCGGCCCUCGCCGCGUCUUGUUACUGGAAGCGCGCGCCGCCCACCCCGCCGCGCGCGGACGCGUACUACCUCCCGUGGCUUGACCGUUCUGUGCGCCGCGACCGCCUGCCCAUCAUCGCGCGCGAGAGUUACCGCCGGUACGGGCAGACCAAGGCGCAGCAGCGCGAGAAGGCCGCGCUCCAGUGGGUAUACGGGCGCGCGGUCAGCUGGGGCGAGUAUGCGACCGUCACGGAGUGCUGCAAGCCCCUGUACGACUACGUCGUGCAGCGCGCCCACGCCAUCGCGAUGGUCGCGCUGCUGCUCACUGCGCGCGGGGCGUCCGUCGGCGGCCACGACCUCGGCGCCAUGAUGCGCGGGUGGGACGACGCGGCGCGGCGCAAGGCAGAGGCGGACGAGGCACGGGCGUGGGUUCACAAUGCGCGCCGCUACACCAACGACGGGGACGACAGAGAUGUGGACGACGACAAGGACAGUGGCGCCGCCAACAACCACACCAAGCAGCACCAUGCCGAGGGAAGCGACCGCCGCAAGCACCACUCGCGCGCUGCUGCCGAGCCAGCACCCAAGAAGCGCAGGAUUGUCUAG
Vanrija pseudolonga is the source of this 891-nucleotide messenger RNA. RefSeq lists its product as uncharacterized. The record is from RefSeq and is a predicted model, not a curated record. Bases 1 to 891 code for a protein of 296 amino acids. NCBI's taxonomy places the organism in Eukaryota, Fungi, Basidiomycota, Tremellomycetes, Trichosporonales, Trichosporonaceae. The transcript has a single exon.